AUGUGGCUGCAAGAUUCCGAGGCGGCUGCAAAAUUCCGACAGCGCGGCUUCCUGCUGGUCGCCGACCUGGCAUCGGUCUUCUUGUUCAGUGGGAUCAUCUUUGGCUGGGCGCCAUUGAGCGCGAUGCUGGUAGACGAGGGCUUCUACAGCCAUCAGUGCGUGGGCGAGCCCGCGCCAUGCGAUGCACAGGCAAACUCUCUGAACCUGGCGUUCACGAUUGGGAGCACCGCGGUUUCGUUCCUCUCCAUCCCCGCCGGCAUGCUCGUCGACAAGUUUGGGCCGGCGGUGGGCACGGUGGUGGCGGCCGUGCUCGAAAUCUCCGGGCUGAUUGGGAUCGCAGUGUGCGAGGACGUGAACCGCGAGACCGGCUUUGACCUCUUCCUCGUCUCGUUCACUAUGAUCUCGGUUGGCGGCGCGUUCACCAUGUUCAAUGCCUACUCCGCACCCUUCCUCUUCAAGUCGAGCAUGAACGUUGUGAUAGAACUCACCGCGUGCCUCUUCGACGGCAGCUGCAUCAUCUUCACCUUCUUCAAGAUGGCGUACGACGCCGGCGUGCCGUUCAGCACGCUUUGGUGGUUCUUCGUCGGCCUCGCCGGUGGCGUAUACGCCCUCCUCAUCCUCGCCUGGAUCGUCAACGCCAAGGAGCUCAAGGAGUCGCGGGCUGUGGACAGCACGCCGUCAGCCGAGGAGGCCAAGAGCCCGCACGCCGACUCGCUCCCUUCAAAGCCGCUCCUCGAGCAGGUGCGCACCCUCGAGUUUGUGGCGGUCUGCCUUUACGCGGCGAUCCAGGUGCCGCGCUCCAACCUCUACCUCGGCUCGGUGGACCUGACCAACCGCGAGUACGCGUUGCUCUAUGACUGGCCUGACGUCGACCGCGUCAUCUCGAUCAUCGGGCUCAUCAUCCCCCUCGGCUUCGCCGCGGUGCCCUUCAUCGAGGCCUCGAUCCACUACCUCGACCUCAUCGGCACCUUCCUCGUCUGUUCGGCUCUGGGACUGCUCUACAACUUCCUGCAGCUCGUGCCGGCGCAGUCGGCGCAGCUUCUCGGCGCGGUCGUCUUCGCCGCCUUCCGCGCCUUUCUGUUCUCGAUCCUCGCCGCCUUCAACGGCGCCACCUUCGGACCCACUUCGAUGGGGAGCAUCAUGGGGCUGUGCAUGUUCGUCUCGUCGAUAGUCAACCUCGGCCAGGCGCCGAACGCUCAACUCAUCCCCGAGUCGUAUAGGGAAGGCAAAGCAUGA
Molecule: messenger RNA, 1236 nt
Organism: Emiliania huxleyi CCMP1516
Lineage: Eukaryota; Haptophyta; Isochrysidales; Noelaerhabdaceae
Exons: 1
Coding region: 1-1236 (411 amino acids)
Source: RefSeq, a predicted model, not a curated record